Messenger RNA from Colletotrichum chrysophilum, 540 nucleotides. RefSeq lists its product as uncharacterized. Gene Ontology annotation, cellular component: membrane; mitochondrial inner membrane peptidase complex. NCBI's taxonomy places the organism in Eukaryota, Fungi, Ascomycota, Sordariomycetes, Glomerellales, Glomerellaceae. Bases 1 to 540 code for a protein of 179 amino acids. The record is from RefSeq and is a predicted model, not a curated record. The transcript is spliced from 2 exons. Gene Ontology annotation, biological process: mitochondrial respiratory chain complex assembly. Gene Ontology annotation, molecular function: serine-type endopeptidase activity.
AUGAGCUUCCGAUCGCUAUGGGCGCGCGCACGAGGGAGCUUCCUCGGUGACACGGCAAUCCGCCUGGUCGGCAUUGCGACCUGGAUCCCCGUCGUCAUCUGGUUCAACGACCAUGUCGCGACUGUGACAAAGAUCAGCGGCGCCUCCAUGUACCCGUACUUUAACGAGGACCGCAACAGCACCAUCAUCCGCGACCUGGUACUGAACUGGAGGUGGCACGCGAACGAGGACCUCAGGAGGGGCAUGAUUGUCACCUUCAGGAGCCCAUUUCACCCGGAGACCGUCGCCGUGAAGAGAAUCAUCGCCCUGGAGGGAGACCAUGUCAAGACACGGCCACCGCACCCCCAGCCGAUGGUCAGGGUGCCGCAGGGCCACAUCUGGGUCGAGGGCGACGGCCCUGCGGACCAGACACUGGACAGUAACACUUACGGCCCCAUAUCCAUGGAAUUGGUGACGGGAAAGAUUGUGUGGUUCUUGUACCCCUUCCGCAAGUUUGGAAGGACGAAGUGGGAGGACUUUAAGAUGAAGCCGCGGGAGUGA